Owenia fusiformis is the source of this 332-nucleotide messenger RNA. The record is from the annotation of a GenBank genome assembly. Lineage: Eukaryota; Metazoa; Annelida; Polychaeta; Sabellida; Oweniidae.
GGAAUACUUUUCAACUAAACAAGCUUCAGGGCCAGGAAUCGCAACAUUACGAAUUACUGUGUACCACCAGUCCAAUUUAUAAACCGGAUGUGGAUAUUGCCAUAGCAACUGAAACGCCGAUUUUGUGGUCCCCAAGGCAACCAGAAUCACCUCAAAGACAACCACCAUUGCAUGACUACAUUCAGAAAAGAAGGAAUACAAAGGCCGACACAUACAAUCGAAAAAUAAUCGAUUGGAACCCAAGAGACGACAUGAGCACGCAGGAGAUCGAUGGAUCCCUUAAUGGAGUCGAUGAGGCUGUACCGCCCAGGCCGAAAAAGAGCAGCUUAAAG